Piliocolobus tephrosceles (Ugandan red Colobus) is the source of this 1759-nucleotide messenger RNA. RefSeq names its product metaxin-1. Gene Ontology annotation, cellular component: cytoplasm; SAM complex. NCBI's taxonomy places the organism in Eukaryota, Metazoa, Chordata, Mammalia, Primates, Cercopithecidae. The record is from RefSeq and is a predicted model, not a curated record. The transcript has 8 exons. Gene Ontology annotation, biological process: mitochondrion organization. Bases 231 to 1634 code for a protein of 467 amino acids.
AGGACCAGACUGUGGAACACUGUGGGUACUAGCGGAUGGGCCGUGACCCGGAUGAAGCAGAGGUGCGCCUGAGUUCCCGUUACCUAAGCAACAGCCUGCGAGCCGCUCUUCCCCUCCCCCACCCAAGCCCCAGCCCGGCCUUGCCUCCGGACGCCGCCACCGCCCCUGUUUUGUUUCCAUGGCGACAGGCGGCGCAGGGCCCGCUCCAAACAUAACGCGCUGUGGAAAACAUGCUGCUCGGGGGACCCCCCCCGCGCAGUCCCCGCUCGGGGACGAGCCCCAAGGGGCCCCGGAGCAGUACAGGCCACGUGCAGUUUGGCAAGAGCCCUCAGACCUGGCCCAGGCGCACAAGACCCCGCUCUCCUGAGCCUACUGCGCCUUCAGGGGCUCCGGGCUUCACUCAGCCGAGGCGCCGUGACUCGCUGAGUCGCGCCGGGCCGCCAGCGCUGUCCCGCUACGUGGGCCACCUCUGGAUGGGCCGGCGGCCGCCCUCCCCGGAGGCCCGCGGCCCAGUCCCCCGCAGUUCAGCUGCCAGUCGGACCAGAAGGAGCCUCGCCUCCCCGGGGACCUCCCCGGGCCCCCUGACCGCAACUACCGGAGGGGCGGUGGUAGGGGGCGGGUCCGUGCAGGGCAGGGCAGGAGCACACAAGGAAGUGUUUCCGGGACAGAGGGCGGGCAAGAUGGCGGCGCCCAUGGAGCUGUUCUGCUGGUCAGGGGGCUGGGGGCUGCCCUCAGUGGACCUGGACAGCCUUGCCGUGCUGACCUAUGCCAGAUUUACUGGUGCUCCACUGAAGGUACACAAGAUCAGCAACCCCUGGCGGAGCCCUUCAGGAACUCUGCCUGCCCUUCGGACCAGUCAUGGAGAGGUCAUCUCAGUUCCACACAAGAUCAUCACCCACCUUCGAAAAGAGAAGUACAAUGCUGAUUAUGAUCUGUCAGCUCGGCAAGGGGCAGACACCCUGGCCUUCAUGUCUCUCCUGGAGGAGAAGUUGCUCCCGGUGCUGGUACAUACUUUCUGGAUAGACACCAAGAACUAUGUGGAAGUGACCCGGAAGUGGUAUGCAGAGGCUAUGCCCUUUCCCCUCAACUUCUUCCUGCCUGGCCGCAUGCAGCGGCAGUACAUGGAACGGCUAGAGCUGCUGAGUGGGGAGCACGUGCCUGAGGAUGAGGAAGAGCUGGAGAAGGAGCUGUACCGAGAGGCUCGAGAGUGUCUGACCCUGCUCUCUCAGCGCCUGGGCUCUCAAAAGUUCUUCUUUGGAGAUGCCCCUGCCUCCUUGGACGCCUUCGUCUUUAGCUACUUGGCCCUGCUGCUGCAGGCAAAGCUGCCCAGUGGGAAGCUGCAGGCCCACCUGCGGGGGCUGCACAACCUCUGUGCCUAUUGUACCCACAUCCUCAGUCUCUACUUCCCCUGGGAUGGAGCUGAGGUACCACCGCCACGCCAGACACCAGCAGGCCCAGAGACUGAGGAGGAGCCAUACCGGCGCCGGAACCAGAUCUUAUCUGUGCUGGCAGGACUGGCAGCCAUGGUGGGCUACGCCUUGCUCAGCGGCAUUGUCUCCAUCCAGCGGGCAACGCCUGCUCGGGCCCCAGGCACCCGGGCCCUGGGCAUGGCUGAGGAGGAUGAAGAGGAAUGAUUUGUCCUCACGCUCCCAGGACUGGUUUUUCUACUCUCGUGCAUUCCAGAGGCCCCCGUGCCUCCUCUUUGCUGGUACAGCCGGACACGGGGUGCUGCCCCCCAGAAUAAAGCCACUCACACUGA